Molecule: messenger RNA, 3966 nt
Organism: Acanthaster planci (crown-of-thorns starfish)
Lineage: Eukaryota; Metazoa; Echinodermata; Asteroidea; Valvatida; Acanthasteridae
Product: formylglycine-generating enzyme-like
Biological process (GO): protein oxidation
Cellular component (GO): endoplasmic reticulum
Molecular function (GO): formylglycine-generating oxidase activity
Source: RefSeq, a predicted model, not a curated record
UUGGUUACCAGCCUUUAGAAGAAGAGCAGACGACACGACGAUCAAAAUGAAGUUGCAAGUGAACGAAAAACGACUUGCAAAAUUGUUUUUAUUUCUCGCAAUAUUCGUGGUACUUGUUUGCGCUGAUACAGAUUCAGAAGUUUGCAGUAAUUCCAAGGUUUGCGAUUCCCAAGCAGGGGACUUGGAGUCCGGGAAAGACUGUGGCUGCUCUGCUAGUCGACAGAAAAAUGAAGGCGAAGACAAGGCCAUAAACUCUAAAAAAUAUAGUGCAGGAUUUGAUGCUGAAAAUCAGGGAGGCCAGGGGAACGACCAAUCUGCAAAGGAUACCUUUGUUAGGACCAACCAAAUGGCUUUCUUAGAAGGUGGACAAUUUACUAUGGGAACAGAUGAGCCUGUCAUAUAUGCAGAUGGUGAAAGUCCAGCGAGGAUUGUUUCCUUGUCAUCAUUUUAUUUUGAUGUCUAUGAAACGAGUAACACUGAGUUUGAGUUGUUUGUGAACACGACGGGUUAUGUUACAGAGGCUGAAAGAUUUGGAGACUCGUUUGUUCUUGAAGGCAGAAUCAGUGAAGAGGUGAAGAACGACAUCACACAGGCUGUAGCUGCUGCCCCGUGGUGGUUACCAGUCAAAGGUGCUGACUGGCGACAUCCAGAAGGACUAGACACUGAUAUAAAAGACAGAAUGGACCACCCAGUUGUCCACAUCUCCUGGAAUGAUGCUGACGAGUUCUGCCAAUGGGCUGGCAAGCGGCUACCCACUGAGGCUGAAUGGGAGUACGCUGCCAGGGGAGGUCUCAAGGGAAGAUUGCACCCUUGGGGAAACAAAGAACUUCCCAAGGGGGAGCACCGGAUGAACAUAUGGCAGGGGGAUUUCCCUGUAACCAACACAGCGGAGGACGGCUAUGAAGGAACUUGCCCUGUGACAGCCUUUCAGCCAAAUGGUUACGGACUCUACAACACCAUCGGCAAUGUGUGGGAAUGGACUUCAGACUGGUGGACAACCAGGCACAGCUCUGAACUGCAGGAAAACCCAAAAGGUCCCGAGACUGGCACAGAUAAAGUGAAGAAAGGAGGAUCCUACAUGUGUCAUAAGUCCUAUUGCUACCGGUACCGGUGUGCAGCUCGAAGCCAGAACACGGCGGACAGCUCAGCUGCAAACCUUGGAUUUAGAUGCGCCGCUGAUGAACUGCCAGUGGGGGUGGAGUGCACUAACUGUUGAAUUGCCAGGUGUGAGAUGUAACACUGAAACGUCCCUCCUGAAGUCACAAGUUCCUUCCCUUAUCUGCAGUUACUGCUUAUUUUUAUGAGCUACCAAGCUACAGGGAAGUUUUCAGCAAGCCUAUGAUCAAAAACCAGGCUCCCCCCCCAAAAAAAAUCCAGCAAAUUAAUUUCCAAAUUACAAAGAGCAUUGUAUUACAUGUAUUGGCUUAUUUUGCUAGCGAAAAAAGUUUUUGAAAAAUUCAUGUGCUUUGCGGCUUCUUGACACUGGCCCAUUCAUAGCUGAUGCUGAUGGAACUUAUGAUACCAACUCCAACCAAAAUUGGCAGAAACUGAUCCCGAAUGUCCCAAAUCUUUGGCAUGAACUGGGACAUUCUCAGUUGCCACAAGGUAGCAAGCAUGAUGGUCUUUUUGUAUCCUUCUCUAACAUUUUGAGCCCGCAUACAUUAGCUCAAACAUGAGGCAUACAAGAAAGAAAGGACCAUUUUAUGUUGUAAUCAUGACCAAAUCAACACCUCCAGUCUGACAGGCAAAAAAAAAAAGAAUUUGACAUUGUUCACCCUGUUAUCUAUGAAUUUUCUUUGUGUUGUCCGAUCUUGUAGUCUUGCCAAGAGCACUGUUACAAACAAUCUCUCCCAACUCUUUCAAGAACAAUCUAUAAAGGACUAGAAUGAAUCCAAAAGGUGAGAGUUGACAUUUCAAGUAUUAAUAGGCGGUCUUUACUAUGGUACACUGCAGGAUACGCCCGGGGAGAAAAACACCCCUUUAUACACUUUAGAAAAAAAUCUUACAAGGCAAAAUGUAAUAUACACACACAUAAAUAAUAAUAAACGAUCAUCAAUUUGUAAAAUAAGAACCAGGUUUGCGUCUCAUGUAUCAGUCUAUCUAGUCAAAUUAUCUUCAUAAUUAUUACACUUUGAAAAUUAAAAAAAAUACAUCUUUAAGACUAAAAGUACAAGACAGAUAAUCCUAUCAUUAAAAUGAUACACAACUUUUUUCAUAGGUAAAACUUUGAGUGGUAGAACUAGUUGGUAAAGUGCAUGAAAAUCACAACCCCCCCCCACAAAAAGUUUUUGCAGUUCUAAGAAGUCUGGUCAACUUAUAAACCAAGACCUUGCUCAGAUUUUUUGAGGAAAAGACUAAGAACUUCAAGAAUUCAGUAUACUUAGAUUCUUCAGCUAUGUAGCAUCCAUGAGUUCAAUGACCUUUGGUUGUUUUGUAUUAAAAAAAGGCUGUACAGAUUUUUAAUAAACUGCAUUACCUGCAACAUAAGGAGUUAGGAUUUUUGUUCUGAGCAAGAUACAAGUCGACAAAUAGUCCUAUUUCCCACUAUACGAAACAUUACAACAGGUUUAAAUAAUGCCACUGUUACUAUCAAUGACAGUGAAAUUUGUUAAACAUUUUUCUCAUAUAAAUUUUUAGAAAGCUGGUCCACCAUGCCUGAGAAAUGGUAAACAAGUGACAAAUCAUAACAUAUUUUUGCAACAAUUCAUCAUUUGUAAUUCAUUUUGGCCAUGCUUAAUACACAUUAAUUUCUUAUUUGAAUAGUUACUUCAACUGUUUAAUAUUUUAAAAGUUCUUCUCUCCCCUUCCCCGUCCAAAGGAAAACAAAAAGGGAGAAAGUUGGCAUUUGUUGUUGAAAAUUGAUAUACUGAUUUACAGCAUUAUGGUACUUGCAUUUAAAACUGGUGAAACUACAUAUUGCCAAUGCUUUCAUGAAGAUACACAUUUCCCAAAUCCUUUACUUGCCUUUCCAUAAAAACAGCAUCACUCUACUUUCCCCACCCCAGAAAUCCCAUCUGGGAUGACCAGCUAAUACCAUUUUUUUUUUCAAAAAGUGAGCGGGAACUAUAUUAGUAUCAGGCCACUCAGGAUGCCUAGCUGGACAGCAAUGCUGCCUAAGCAUGUGCCACUGUGGGAAAUAAUGACUUUUCACACAAGACUUAUCCCCAUUUCCGCCAGAUCCAUAUUAAUUUUGUUGUUUUCUUGGUGGCGACUCAAACUAAGCCCCAUGAUCAGGAGGACUGACAGGCUACAGCAAAAAUGAUUAUUCCACAGGCAGGAACAUACAACUUCAGUACAGUCCACCGAAAACUACUCUAAAUAUGUCUUGAUUUCACUUGAAAGAUCAACAUUUUCUUGACUGGUUUGAGUUUUGUUACCCUAACACUAAAGUAGUCAGUUCUCCCCUUUAUUCUGACUGCACAUUCAUGACAGCCAGCUUGUAAGCAAUACCUUCUGUAUAUGAAAAACCAAAAUGCACGGGCCAACACAACACCCACACCUUCCCUGUUCUGAAAAACAUAAAAGACUGCACGUUCUUCAUAACAUUUCCCACUGCCUGUAAACUAAACACCAUUUCAUGAAAUCCUUUUGAUUUUUUUUUUUGUUUUCUACUUUUUUUUUGGUUGAAACUGUACAGUCAUGUUAGUAAAGGCAUACACAGGUUAAUUGUAGCACUUCUUUUUUAAUGUUUAGUUUCUGUAUACUGAACCGGCAGUAUAUAUGCAUUUUUUUGUAUACAUCUAGUAAGCAAAUGCAGUUUGAGUUCAUGGAAAAAAAAGGUAACUUUUGUGUUUUUAAAAUUCCACCUCAUGUCUGUAAUUACAUUAUAGAGGAUGUAAAGCCUUUUUGAUGGGACCAGCCCUCAAUCUGAGAAAGUCCAAUUUAUCGAAGUCUUUGAAAUUAAAGUAAUUUCUCUAAGACUGAAAUUGCUCCUUCAAAUCAUUUACAGUUCGACAAUUUAAAAAA